Molecule: messenger RNA, 1401 nt
Organism: Yamadazyma tenuis ATCC 10573
Lineage: Eukaryota; Fungi; Ascomycota; Pichiomycetes; Serinales; Debaryomycetaceae
Gene: ATG4
Product: cysteine protease
Molecular function (GO): protein-phosphatidylethanolamide deconjugating activity
Source: RefSeq, a predicted model, not a curated record
UGGGAUCUGUUAUCGUCUUCACGUCAAUAACAGCGUCAAACUGUCCCCAACCUUCCAAACACCCGACUAUUGAUCAUAUAAUGGCUUCGAUGAGUACAAAAGAUAUACCAGAACAACAUUCUCUUGAAACCCCCCUUGAAGACGCCCCCCCUGAAAGAUCAGGCUUAAGCUUUAGCUUCUCAGAACUAUGGCAACAUAUACCCCGGCCAACGAGUAACCCGGGAAAUGAAACAGAAGUCAUAGUAGAGAAGCCGCCCAAGAUAAUAAUGGGCCAAUCGUACAAAGUUGAAGAUGAGUUUUUAUUGCAAGUUGAAGCUCUUGUGUGGUUGACGUAUCGCACAGGCUUUGAACCAAUACCUAAGAACCCGAAUGGCCCUCACCCAUUGGCAUUUGUACAAUCGAUGGUGUUCAACAAGAAUCCAUUGUCUACAAAUGUCCACAGCUUCAUUGACAAUGAAAACUUUACCACCGACGUGGGCUGGGGAUGUAUGAUCAGAACAUCUCAAUCCUUGCUUGCAAACACAUAUAAGCGAAUGAUCAGUGAAGACGCCCAACAGGAAAUUCAGCUUCUUGACCAGUUUAAAGACCUGGAAGCAGCGCCUUUCUCCUUGCAUAACUUCAUCCGAGUUGCCAAUGAACUGCCCUUGCAGGUGAAGCCUGGUCAAUGGUUUGGUCCCAAUGCUGCGUCGUUGUCAAUUCAAAGAUUGUGCAACUUGGUGAACUCUAAAGAAAAUUUUGGUUUGCCAGGGUUGCUGGUCUUGAUCAGUGAAAACUCGGACUUGUAUGAUGAUAAGGUGCAAGAGUUUUUGGAUAAGAAAAAACAGUCUCUUUUGAUAUUAUUGCCAAUUAGGUUGGGUAUUGAUAAGACCAACGAGUUCUACUACAGUAGCAUUCUCCAGUUAUUGAACUGCAAACAAUCGGUCGGUAUUGCAGGCGGGAAACCAUCCUCUAGCUUCUACUUUUUCGGAUAUGAUAACGAUGAGUUGCUCUAUUUGGAUCCUCAUUACCCUCAAGGUACUAAUGCCGGAUACAAUUCGUACCACACUCCAAGAUAUCAGAGGUUGACUAUAAGUCAGCUUGAUCCGUCCAUGAUGAUUGGAAUUUUAGUUGAUGAUUUACAAGACUAUAAUACCUUCAAAGCUGAGUGUUUGGAGAAGAACAACAAAAUUGUGCAUUUUGCGGCUAAAUCGGCCAUCAAUGAAAUUCAAGCUCCUGCUUCCGAAGUAAAUGCCGAUUUCGUCGAUUUUGUCGAUGACUUCGACGAAGACGACAUAGUCGAAGACGAAGACCUUGAUAGGGUCAGCUAAUGGCAGCGUCGUGUGCGACCCAGGUCUAGGCAGUUUUUGUCGCACUCAACUCUAAACUUAUAUAUAAUAAGCUACUACAUACACAUAUAACGAA